UAUUCUCUGAAAGCUACACAAAAAGUCUCAGCCGUUAAGAAUCUAGACGAGCCAACGGAUCGUAUGAAGAGGCGGUGAAGAGCAUCAACAUUCAACGCACAGAUCUCCAAAGUCAAAACAAAUUUUAAGAACUAGCCAUAGGUAUAUAUUGGGACUUUGUUAUGAAAUGGAUGUUGUGAGUAACAAUGAGAAUGGAGAAGGAAAUGAAAGCAGGAGAGGAUUGGGUUCGUGGUGGGAUAAUAGGAGCCGGGGCCUUUGGUACUGUUAGUCUUGGCAUAUGCAAAUCCAAUGCCCACCUCUUUGCUGUCAAGUCCUCCACUAACUCUAUUUCGUCUUUAGAGAAUGAAUACAAUAUUCUCAGGUCCUUGGACUCUCCAUAUGUUGUGCAAUGCCUGGGCAAGGAGUACACCACAGAGAAUGGUCAGAGUGUUUAUAACUUGUUUAUGGAGUACAUGGCAGGGGGUAGUAUUGGGGAUCUAUUGACUAAGUUUGGAGGACAGCUAGAUGAGUCAGUGAUAAGAUGCUACACCCGAGGCAUCCUACUUGGCAUUCAGUACCUCCACAGGCAGGGGAUUGUUCACUGUGACAUCAAGGGAAAGAACAUUCUUGCGGGUUCCAAUGGUGUGAAGCUUGCUGACCUUGGUUCUGCUAAGAGAAUCGGCAGUGAAGAGGACAAGGAAGAGAGAUGUCAAUUGCGGGGAACUCCUCUGUGGAUGGCUCCUGAGGUUGUGAAGCAGGUGGAACAGGGGCCUGCUUCUGAUAUUUGGUCUCUUGGAUGCACUGUGAUUGAGAUGAGCACUGGACAGCCUCCAUGGGGCAGCAAUUUGCAUCCCUUCACUGCUAUGUAUAGGAUUGGCUUCAGUGAAGAGCUUCCUGAGAUGCCUCAAUAUCUCUCAGCUGAAGGCAAGGACUUUUUGGAGAAAUGCUUGAGAAGAGAUCCCAGACAGAGGUGGUCUUGUGAGCAGUUGUUGGCUCAUCCUUUCGUCAGUGAGGCCUCCCCUGUCCUCAACGAAAGCCCACUCAGGGGACCUCAAUCUCUGGUCAGCAGGCCUCUGGAUUUGGAAGACUCCGAUUUCUGCUCUUCUGUUGAUUCUUCUGGUUCUCCCAUCUUGGCAUUACCUAGGAAUUUGUCAACCAAUAGGGAACCGAAUGAAGGGGCAUGUGAUAGAGAUGAAAGAAUGGCCUGCCAGAAGAGUCCUCCCCCAAAAGAUCGGAUUCUGAAAUUGGCAGCAGGGGGCGAAUUCAAGGGAGUUGUGGGGAAAGGUAAUAAUUGGUUUGCAGAUCCCCUCCCUGAUCAGUGGAUUGUUGUAAGGUCCUCAGAACAAUUGAAGUCCCUCCACACAGUUGAACCUUUUCAAAUGUUCUUUUCCAAGGAGGUUCCUUGUACGCAGGCCGAAGUAGAUUGCAAUCCAGUUACAGAAUGUAGUGAUUACUCGGAAGAGUUCAUGAGCUCGGAAUCAAAUACUUAUCGGUCGUUUUGUAGCAGAGAGGUUUACCAUGGGUAUGCAGUUUGUAAAGUCGAGCAUGCUAUUUACUUGCAUAAAGAUAUCUACGAAACAAUGGAUGUGAGCGAUUCUGGACAUUGGAAAACAGAGCCGGUCAUGAUUGCCUCUUGGACGUUUUCCAGGCAAGUGUUUAGAAACAGUGAAGUUGAGCCAAAUUGCUGCACAUGUAUACAAAAGUACCAUACUGCGUUGAAGUGCUGUUGGCAUUGCAAUGGCAAAAUGUAUGAAGCCAAUUCUAAUAGUUUUUUAAAAAUAAUCCCCAUUAAAUUUUAUUGGCCAACAAUGAAUCUCCAGAAUUCUUGGGCACAUAGGCUUAAUAUUACAGAACUGCAUUAUUGGCUCACAUAUUCAACUUUAAAGAAGUUAAAUUAA
This is a messenger RNA of Cryptomeria japonica (Japanese cedar), 1877 nucleotides long. RefSeq names its product mitogen-activated protein kinase kinase kinase 18-like. Gene Ontology annotation, molecular function: ATP binding; protein kinase activity. The record is from RefSeq and is a predicted model, not a curated record. Bases 186 to 1877 code for a protein of 563 amino acids. The transcript has a single exon. Lineage: Eukaryota; Viridiplantae; Streptophyta; Pinopsida; Cupressales; Cupressaceae. Gene Ontology annotation, biological process: protein phosphorylation.